This is a messenger RNA of Trichoderma atroviride IMI 206040, 1458 nucleotides long. RefSeq lists its product as uncharacterized. Gene Ontology annotation, biological process: ceramide biosynthetic process. NCBI's taxonomy places the organism in Eukaryota, Fungi, Ascomycota, Sordariomycetes, Hypocreales, Hypocreaceae. Gene Ontology annotation, molecular function: sphingolipid delta-4 desaturase activity. The record is from RefSeq and is a predicted model, not a curated record.
GUUGCCGUGCCACCAUCACCUUACUAUUAUCGCCAUUGCCAGCUAUCGAUUGCUGUUCUUCCUACUCUGCUCUGCUGUGAUACUAGCUAUUCUCCCCAAUGGCACGAUCCGCGGCCACAACGGCCACCAAGGAGGCCACUCCUCCGGCCAAUUCCUCGCCUGCGCCCCAGCAGGACAGCAAUGACUUUCUCUGGACCUAUACUGAAGAACCGCACCGGACGAGGCGUCUCGCCAUCAUCAAAGCCCAUCCAGAGGUCCUCAAGCUAUGCGGCCCCGAACCCAUGACGAAAUAUGUUGUUGCCGGCGUUGUUGGUCUUCAAGUUGUCCUCGCCUAUCUCCUACAGUCAACGCCCUUCUGGUCCUUGAAGUUCUGGGCCAUCGCCUACGUCUUUGGCGCCACCGCGAACCAGAACCUGUUUCUGGCCAUCCACGAGAUCUCUCACAAUCUUGCCUUCAAGAGCCCUCUGGCCAAUCGCUUGAUCGCUAUUGUUGCCAACCUGCCCAUUGGCAUUCCUUACAGUGCUUCUUUCAGGCCGUACCACCUCACUCACCACAAGUCCCUCGGCGUGGAUGGCCUCGACACUGACCUGCCCACCGCUCUCGAGGCCUUUGUGCUCAACUCCAUCCUCGGCAAGGCAUUUUUUUGCACCUUUCAAAUCUUCUUUUACGCCAUCCGCCCCAUGACGGUGUACCGCGUGGACUUGACCAAGAUUCACGCCCUCAACAUCCUUGUUCAAGCCGCGUUUGAUGUCGUCCUGGUCCGCUUCACUUCUUACAACGCCCUCCUCUACCUGCUGCUCUCUUCCUUCCUGGCUGGCAGCCUGCACCCCUUGGCUGGCCACUUCAUCGCCGAGCACUAUGUAUACGAGACCAUUACCCCCACCCAACGCAACCCCGACAACAAGGUCCCCCUUCCCGAGACCUUUUCAUACUAUGGUCCUCUCAACAUUCUUGCCUACAAUGUCGGCUAUCACAACGAGCACCACGACUUCCCCGCCAUCCCUUGGACAAGACUUCAUUCUCUGUAUGAAAUUGCCAAGGAGUUUUAUGAGCCCCUGCCUCACCACCAAAGCUGGAGCUAUGCCAUCUGGCGAUUCAUCUGGGACGAAAACGUUGGCAUGAGCUGCCGCGUCAAGCGAAAGGAGGGUGGUCGAUUGGUCGGUGGUGGCGCCAAGUGGAAGCAGUCCGAAGUUGAAGCCUAAAUGAUGUCAAAAUGAUAAAGGUGUUUCAUGUCCUGUUGUACAGUCGGCUUGGUGAGCUCAGUGCUCGGCUCGAGAAGGGUAGAAUUUUGUAAUAAGUGGGUUUUUGAGAUAUACAAAAGUGCUCAGUCUCUCUAUCCUUGGGCGUUCAAAGGGGUAUGGGCAAAGACAAAGGAUGAGCUAAGACGGAUUAACACCUCUAGAUAAGGGCUAUAGAUUCUAGACUGGCUAUGAGAAAUGAAGUUUAUUGUUGUUCAAC